Molecule: messenger RNA, 1549 nt
Organism: Canariomyces notabilis
Lineage: Eukaryota; Fungi; Ascomycota; Sordariomycetes; Sordariales; Chaetomiaceae
Product: lytic polysaccharide monooxygenase
Exons: 3
Coding region: 234-1337 (367 amino acids)
Source: RefSeq, a predicted model, not a curated record
UCAGCAAUGCCGAGCCCUUCGGCAAAGUAUUACUGGUUACGACAAUUGAUCUCAGGUUGUCCGUGUUUCCUUUUGACUCUGCCAUACGUGGCAAUAAAGGGCUGAUGACAACCCGGAGCACCUGUUGAGCCAGAAUCCCGUCUAUAUAACUGCCACUUCACGAGACCAACUCGAGCUCUCAACGUUUGCUCCUUCACCAACACACAGCCAUCUUCCAGCCAUCAGUGUGCAACAUGAAGAACAUUCAGCAACUCGUUCUCGCCUUCCUCGCAACCUCUGUUCCCAUGUUGGCGUCUGCCCACAUGGAGAUGACCGACCCGCCCCCGUUAAGGUCCAAGCACAACCCCAACACCGGGCUCGACGGCGUUGACUACAGCAUGACGUCGCCGCUCGCGACCGACGGCAGCAACUUCCCCUGCAAAGGCUUCCUAACCCUCCUGGGAACGCCCAAGGGCAAGCCCGUCGCGACCUGGACGGCUGGGCAGUCGUACAGCUUCACCAUCGCCGGCGGAGCCCACCACAAUGGCGGGUCGUGUCAAGCCUCGUUGUCGACGGACGGGGGCAAGACGUUCCGCGUCAUACACAGCUAUGAGGGUGGCUGCCCAGGUCAAGGAGUGUCGUCGUUCAGGUUUCGAGUGCCUGGAGAUACCCCUGCCACCGAAGGGGCCGUGUUCGCCUGGACGUGGUUCAACAAUCUGGGGAACCGGGAGAUGUACAUGAACUGCGCCGUGGUCAACAUUGUUGGCGGUGGCGCCGGUUUCGGAGCAGAGAAAGUGGCAUUUGGAGGACGGCCGGGCUUGUUCAUGGCCAAUAUCGGCAACAACUGCAAGACGGUCGAGACAUACAACGUCAAGUUCCCCGACCCGGGUCCGGAUGUGGACUCCAUCGGGAACGUUCAUCCACCGGAGGGAAGCUGUGGAGCCGGCCUAUCUUCGGGGUCCGGCUCGGGUUCGGGGGCUGGCACUGGCACUGGCUCCGGCUCCGGCACCGGCACCGGAUCAGGAGACAGCACUGGAAUCGGAGCCCCUGGUCAGACCCAGACCUCCGUUCCUGGUGAAGGCACUGGCUCGAGUGGGAGCACCGAAGGUGAGACACUCGUCUCUCAUGCCCCUGCGGCAUCGACCUACUCACACAACUGUCAGAAGACGAUUCCGCCGCCUACUGCCCAGACUAACACGAACGGUGAAGGUGCCGGCCGGGGACCCGGAGAAUGGACGCCGGGAAAUGACUGGCCAGAUUGGUUUCAGUCAGCCGGGUCCAUGACAUUUCUUCCUGCUUAUCUCGUUCUCGCAGUAUACUUCGGUGCAGUUGCCUUUUCAUUCUUGAUUUCCGGAUAAGAACGAGAUGCGAUGAAUAGCGCGCUCGCGACAAUAUUUCUCAUUCCAAUACCAGCAUAGCGAUUAGAUCGGAGACUUCACAGUCUUACUGCCUCAACAAUAUCAACAUUUCAGAUAACAGCUUCUUCGUAUUCCUUUGUCCCUCAACAUCAGUAGGUAAUCAGUGAUUCGGGCCUGGGCCAUCCCCCAGCGCCGACUUGUUACAACCCGUA